Messenger RNA from Petromyzon marinus (sea lamprey), 2544 nucleotides. Its product is annotated as aerolysin-like protein. Lineage: Eukaryota; Metazoa; Chordata; Hyperoartia; Petromyzontiformes; Petromyzontidae. The record is from RefSeq and is a predicted model, not a curated record. Gene Ontology annotation, molecular function: protein binding.
CUGUGUCUCUGUCUCUCUGUGUCUCUGUCUCUCUGUUUGUCUCUCUGUGUCUCUGUCUCUCGCUAUAUUCCGAGGCAGAGACAGAGGCAGGUGAAGGGUUAGAGGUGAGAGAGAGACAGCGGGAUGGAGACACCUGGAGCUUAAACUCCAGCCGAGGAAGAGGAACUUCGCUCGUAGCUUUGUGCUCUCAUUUGUGGAGUUAAACGGAUGAAAUUGAUAUCUUCACUGGCGUUCCUCAAAAGGUGCAGAGAUUCAAAGGACAAACGAACUGAAGAUGCCCAUCGGAUCAUCAUCAUCAUCAUGAUAAGAAGAAGCGGAAGUUGGUGGUUGGUGGCGGUGGUGGUCUCCGAACGGGGGAAGAUGCUCGCGGCCGUGCUGGCGCUGUGCUGCUGUGCCAGAUUGGUGGCUGCGACACCAACAGAGUCUCCGUGUCUUCAUGGAUUCCACCACGUGGAAAAAACUGACAUUUGCUGUGAGCUGUGCAAGCCAGGGCAAUACUUGAUAAAUGAAUGCACGGAAAACAAAGGCCCCUCGACCUGUGGGGACUGUCCUAACGGAUUCUACACGGCCGUAGCAAACUACCUAUCAGGAUGUUUGAAAUGCAAGCCCUGUGAAAAAAAUGAGGAAAUUGUCCAGCCUUGCACCGGGAGGUCCGACACGCUGUGCCGAUGUAAAGAAGGCUUCCACAAAGAAGACGAGUUCUGCACACGAGUUCCAAGCAAUGCAACGCAAACUCCGACCGGUGCACCCAGCGGAGGAGGCAAGACGGCGGCCAUUGUGGUGGCCGUGGUUUUGCUGCUUCUCAUUAUCGCUGCUGGCGCUGCUGCGCUCAUUCACAAGAAGAAGCGGCGGAAAUUUCCACGCGAUGGCGCCAGAAAGUUUUUCACCAGACCAGACGGCGAGCCUGGUAACUCUGAUCAGCCCGGAUCGACUGCAUCGCCUCUACUUAUGAAGAAUAAACAAAACCCUGAGGCUGGACCUUCCAAAGAUUCAAUCGAAGUAAAAUUCAUCAAAGACAACCGCGCCGAGAUCGUCCGCCUUGUCUGCGACGAUCCGGGCAGCUUGCUGGACGAGGUGGAAGCGCUGGGAUACGCAGAUGUGCACAGCACAGCCAUUGCUCAGACAAAUAAGGUUGGCAUCAUGACGUCCCCGUGUACGCUGCACAUCAUUGGCGGCCAAGGUGGAAACACGUUCUCGUUUGACGGGCAGGAGAAUGCGGCGACGCUGCAGAAGCUCUCCGUGAGCGUUGGGGGCUGGCAGGUGAGGGGCGUGGAGGUGUGGCUGACGGACGGGCGCAGGGAGACAUUCGGCACCAUGGACUCCUCCGCUCAGGAGUUCGAAUUCGAGUCGGGCGAGUUCAUCACGAGCCUCUCGCUCUGGAGCAACGGGGAUGGCACUCGCCUGGGCGCCAUCAAGUUCAGAACGAGCCGCAGCCGCGAGUUCUUUGCCAAGAUGACGGACUGGGGGCUCAAGACCGAGUACAAGAUCGACGUGGGCUCUGGCAUCUGCUUGGGCGUUCAGGGCCGAGCGGGGUCCGACAUUGACUCCAUGGGCUUCCUCUUCAUCAAUGCCAUAAAGUCGUCGGUGAUCCAGGACAUGAAGUACCCGACCAUGCACCAGGUCCUGCCCAACGUGCAGAUGGAGGAGAUUAAUAAAAUGGAGUACAAGAACGACACCAGCGUCGUGCAGUCGUACACCUUCGAGAGCUCCAAGAAGAUCAACAAAACGUCAUCCUGGUCCACCACCAACAAGAUCGAGUCCACCUUCAGCCUGACGGUGAACGCCGGUAUUCCCAAGAUCGUGGAGGCAGGGGGCGGGUUCAGCUUCGCCGAGGGCAGUGAGAGCACACACAAGGUGGAGGAGUCCAAGGAGGAAACUGAAACGCUCACGUUCCCAGUCUCUGUUCCGCCCCACAAGACCAUCAACGUGGUCGCCAACAUCGGGCACGCCAAAGUCGACCUUCCGUACACGGCCCUGCUGCGUAUCACCUGCGUGAACGGCGCAUCCCUUGAUGCUCCCCUGAGCGGUGUCUACAAGGGGCUUACCUACACCAAGAUGACGACCGUCGCUACUGAGAGCUAGAGCGGCGUUUUCCAGCAUCUUUGUUUUGGUGAUGUUUAUGAAGUGUUUUAAAGGAAUAUUUUUUGGCUGCGGAAAAUCUUAUUACCUAUAUAAGUAUGUUUUUGUCUGUCUGUGUGUCUGUCUGUCCGUCUGUCUGUCUAUCUGCACGGGUACCUUGUCACCUUUUUAACUGACAAACUGUGGGGUUUACGUAUUGAUAAAGUGCACGGAUACCACGCUGCAAGGCCGUAGCCAUGGAGUCAACAUUGGGGGGGUACCAAAUCUACCAGGGGGUCUGGGGGUCCCCCCCCCCAGAAAAAAUCUAAAUUUUUUAACGAAUUUCCUGCCUAAAAUAUGUAAAAAUUCACUUACACAUGGGAUGGAUUUUUUAUUUAUUUUUCACAAUAAUGUCUAAUAGUGUAUUGUAUUACAUUGCUCUGUUUUUUCUUUUUUACCUUUUCUUGAUUCAUUUUAUGUAAUGGC